Microplitis mediator is the source of this 1752-nucleotide messenger RNA. RefSeq lists its product as uncharacterized. The coding region runs from base 38 to 727 and encodes 229 amino acids. The record is from RefSeq and is a predicted model, not a curated record. The transcript is spliced from 6 exons. NCBI's taxonomy places the organism in Eukaryota, Metazoa, Arthropoda, Insecta, Hymenoptera, Braconidae.
GCUGUAGACUUGUUGCUAACUUCACGCUAAGAGGAUUAUGGAGAUUAACGUAUUUAGGCUUCAGAUGUCUCAAUCAGUGGUCCAUAGAGAAAAAAACGACUGUACAGUGGUAGCUUCUUAUCCCCCUGAGGAUAAUCCUUAUUAUAGAGACGUUGUUCUUAAUAGUAUUCGGGAUUUAACCAGUGUCGAAGAUGAUCAAAUUUGUAUUCCAAGUGAGAGAUUUACUGUACAUAUGCUUACUGGGGAGUUAUAUUACAUAUGUUUGACACCAAAUGAAUAUUCACUGGAUAUUAAAUUUGAUGCGCAAGAAUUUUUGGAACAAGUUAGAAGUGUAUAUCGUGAUUUGGCUAUUUUAACAGAUUUUACACAUGAAUCACAUAAAUUAACAAAAAUCAAUUUUUCGGAGCCGCUAUUAAAAAUUAUAACGACAAAAAAUUAUCAAGAUGUCCCAUCUUUGCCAAUAGUAAAAGACGAACUCGCUCAAGUGAGAAAAGUACUGAUUGAAUCUGUACAAAAACUUAUUGACAGAGGUCAAAGACUUGAAGAGCUUGUGAAAAAAACUCAAAAGUUAGAAAUAACGAUGCGAAAAGAUUUUCAAUUGGCUCAGUAUAAGUCGAAAAAAAAACAAAACAUCUGGUUUGCUGCUCUCUUAUCGAUUGUAAUGCUUUUGACAAGUUUAGCGUUUGAUUUGUCAAUCAGUAAACGUGUCGCAAUCGUAUCCGACUAAAAAUUUUUAGCUGCACGAAAUAUUUAGUUCGUUCUUUUAAUUAUUUAAAAUACUUAAUUAUGCUGAUAUAGAAAAUUUUUCUAUGGCAUUUUAUCUAAAUUUUAUUUUGGAGUUUUUGAAUGAUAACCCAUUGGUCUUAUUUUUGUAUCGUUAUCUUUAAUAUGUGUUUUUAUUUUUAAUGGCUUGUAAUAUAAACAAAAUUUCAAUUACAACUUGUAUCUUAUUCAUGUUUUCUCAGUUCAAUAGCAAUCAAUAAUUCGAAAUGAUAAUAAAUUGAAUUAUCAAUGUUUGUAAAUAAAGUCUGGUUCGGUGGAAUGAAAAAACAAGAAAUCACGUACGAAAACUGAAGGAAAAAGAUAGAAUAGUCUAGAUAGCUUGGGGAAAAUUCAGUAAGAAAUCGAAUUGAGUGAAUUAGUCGACGAAUCAGUUGUUUGACUCGCAGAAUCUUUAUGAUGUCAGAGUGCUAUUUAAAUUCAAAGAGCAGCGCGUCGUUACGAGAUCCACAAAGAUAGUGUUUUGCGUCGCAAAAACGAAAUCAAUGGCUUCAGAUAAUUUCUAUAAAAAAAUUCAGCUUACGUAAUUUUCAUAUUAUUUAACUGAAUUUUAUUUGAAAAUUCCUCAAAAAAUUUCAUUUUCAGAAGUUCAAAAUGAACAGAUAAAUUUUUGCUGAACAAAGAUGUACCUGAAGACCGGAACGUUUACAUGCAACGAAAAUGAAAAUAAUUUGGUAAUUUGACUUUAAAGGUGACUCAAGGGGUAGUUGGGGGAGGCCUGCAAUUUUUGGUUGAAGCGCGAAACAUUUCUGAAGUUUAGCCUUCAGUAGAUUUCUUUACUUUCCAUUUCGUUUUGCGAAAAACGUUCCAAUUUUCAGAAACAUGAACAAAGACCUUAUCUACUAUUAAUCAGAAAUCAAAUAAAAAUAUACUAAAUUUUUAAUUGUUUGAUUGUUUUGAAUGAAAAGAAAUUGAGACGAAUUUUAAUUGUCAUUGACCAAAAAAGCAACUAAUAGGAGCUGACAAAGACGG